Messenger RNA from Toxotes jaculatrix (banded archerfish), 3429 nucleotides. RefSeq names its product EGF containing fibulin extracellular matrix protein 1 (gene efemp1). Gene Ontology annotation, molecular function: calcium ion binding. Lineage: Eukaryota; Metazoa; Chordata; Actinopteri; Toxotidae. Bases 226 to 1587 code for a protein of 453 amino acids. The transcript is spliced from 11 exons. The record is from RefSeq and is a predicted model, not a curated record.
CCCCAGCAUGUUAUACAGUACGAGCCGCAUGUUCAUCACAAGUGCUGCUUGCACUCCGACAACCACCUAACAUCCACUGCACCGUCUGCAGGACAAAAACCAUCCCGCUCCGCGCACACACUCGGAUUUCCAACUAAACAAAACAGCAAAACAAAACCGGGGACGUUUUCUUCAGCACGCCAGCAGCGUUGGAGAUCCGCAGUGCUCCUCCGACGUUUGGCCGACAUGCUGGGGAUCUGUGUGUGCCUUUGUGCGGUUUUCACGCAUGUCCUCUCUCAGGAGGCUGAGGAACCCAUCUCCUACACGUGCACAGAAGGGUAUGAGUAUGACCGAGUCAGAGAGCAGUGCAGAGAUAUUGACGAGUGUGCUUUGUUGAGUGAUGCCUGCAAAGGAGGGAUGCAGUGUAUCAACCACUUUGGGGGAUACCUCUGCCUCCCAAAGAGCGCCGUCAUCUAUAUCAGUAAGGACGGCGAGCAGGUGCCGCUGCCGGACCCCGUCCCCCCUGUCCCACCGAGCCAGCCUCAGUUCACACAGGUGUUUCCUGGCCAGAGAGUCCCCCAGACCGGCCGGACCAUCCGCUGUGCACCCGGAUUCACUGCAGAUGAGCAGAACCUCUGCAGAGACAUAGAUGAGUGUGCGACAGGUCGACACACUUGCGGGCCUGAACAGAUGUGCUAUAACACCAGAGGCUCCUAUACCUGCCAGUGUCCUACAGGCUACCAGAGGAACGGAGACCACUGUGUAGACAGAGACGAGUGUGCCAUGACCCACUACUGCAUGCACAGAUGUGUGAACACCCAGGGCUCGUACUACUGUGAGUGCAACACGGGUCACAAGUUGGCUAGCAACAACCACAGCUGUGUUGAUGUGAAUGAGUGUGACGUGCAGAGUCCCUGUCAGCACCACUGCUAUAACCUGAUUGGCUCUUUCCUCUGCCAGUGUGAUCAGGGCUACGAGCUGGCGCAAGACAUGGUCUCCUGCCAAGAUGUUGAUGAAUGCAGCUUCUCCAGCUACAUGUGUCAGUACCAGUGUAUUAACAGCCCAGGAAGUUACUCCUGCGAGUGUCCAGAUGGAUAUCAGCUCCAGGGAAACAGGUUGUGUCAAGACAUAAAUGAAUGUGAGACGGGGACCCAUAACUGCCAAGAUGAUGAAAUGUGCUGGAACUAUUACGGAGGCUUCCGCUGCUAUCCCAGAAACCCCUGCGAGGGGCCUUAUACCAAAACCUCUGAAAAUCGCUGUAUCUGCCGUUCUCAGGCUGAGUGCCAGGGUCUCCCACCAUCAAUUGUCUAUAAAUACAUGAGCAUCCAGGCAGACCGGACUGUGCCAGCGGACAUUUUCCAGAUUCAGGCCACCAACAUCUACGCCAACACACACAACACCUUCAGGAUCAAAGCUGGGAAUGAGGGAGGAGAGUUUUUCCUGCGGCGUUCCAGCAAUGUGAGUGCCAUGCUGGUGCUAACCAAGCCUCUGUCAGGCCCCAAGGAGUACGUUGUGGACCUGGAGAUGAUCACUCACCAUCUGACCAUGAACUACCGCUCCAGCUCACUGCUGCGGCUCACCAUCAUAGUUGGGCCCUACGCUUUCUGAGCACCGCAAUUCCCAGCAGCCCACAUAAGUCUGGUUCAGCAAACAUAGCAGCGUAGCACAGCAGAUGCCUGUAUCAGCAUAAAAUACUGUACAUUUUCAUACACUACAUGCAUACAACAUAUAACAUAGGCUGUCCCAGACUCAUACAUCAGCACAGCAGUUCCAAUAGGCUUGCUCAAGACAGACCAGUCCAUGCUGUAAUGUGACCACUGGGCAUCUUUUUCUCUCAAGGUGCUGGGAAGCAUUGUGAUGGAAGGUGUUAAGUGUACUGAAGGAUCAGACACUGUGUUUCAACAACAGCACUAAAACAUUUUUCAUCUUUAAAGUUGAAACAUUUCGGGGUCCAAGUGCCUGAAGUGGAUGUAAGAAAGAUGCUGUAUGCAGCAUUUUCACCUGCAGUGGUUGUUUGCUACUUCUAUAUUAAACACAAUUGGGGAACAGAGGAGUGGCACUCAGGAAAAGAGGCCUAGUGGACACACAUCCUAACUGUGAUGAAUUUUUGAUGCAGCUGUACCUACAUUAAUCACUUUGUUCAAACCAGAACAGCUUACAAUAACCAAUUUGUGCAUCAGUGAAGCACUCUGUUAAGAAAGAGAAGAAAGAGAGAGAAAUCAUAUUUUCUAUAUUAAUGUACAUGACAAAUAUCCAGUAUGAGCAUUGUCUGAAACAAAAGUAAUUUGUAAAUCACAGCUUUUGUUGAUAAAUGUUGUAGGGGUUAGUACUGCUGCGCCACGCUAUUCGUGCAAGUUUCUGUAUAGUUUUACUCAUGAGUAAUAAUUUCCAGAAAAGUCCAGAACAGUUCAGAAGUGUAAAGGGAGGGAAUGUGCCUGUGAGUUGAGAGAGUGCUAAACUUUGUAUGACAACAGGCUUCAUGCUCGUAGACUUUACUCACAGGAGUUAAGUCAUGUACAUACCUAGGUAACAAAUCUGUGUGUAUAUGUGUGUGUGUGGGGGGAUGUUUGUGUGAGUGUGUGGGGAUGUUUGUGUGAGUGUGUGAGAGUGUAUGUGUGUGUGUGCCUGACUUUGUUUUUGCAUGCAAGCAAGUGAAAGUGUUAAACACAGAGGGAGAGAAAGGGAAAGAGUGAGAAAGAGCUUGUUCUCUGCCCCAGGUUCAGUGGAUGUGGUUGAGCUGUUUAUGCGUUUCUUUGAUGCCAUCCUAACAGCCCUCGGUCACAGAGGCAAUAACAGAGACUUUUGAACUUGAGAACACGCGCAGGAAAUGACGGCUUUCAUAAUACACCUUGGCCAAUUGACCGCUCAUUGGUGCCACAGUGAUUCUCCAGAGGAACAGCUGGGCUUUCUAAUGUCGGUCCCAGUCAAGAAGUCACACUGGCACCAGGCUGCCUUGCGUGAUAAAGAUAAUUACAGCGCUUUGCCACGUAGCUGGUUCAUGUGUGAAACGCGGGAUUAUUAAAGUGUUAAUACGAUGCCACCACACUUUUGGCAGGAUGAGGAAUCUUUCACUACCUGCUUUGCCUUUCGUGACUCCACGUGCCUGCUCUGGCUUAUUGCUGAAACACUGUACACUGUAGACGCACUGCACUGAAAACCACAAUGAAAACCAGCACAUUGUCACCACUCUAAGUAAGUUAGAAAGUUAUCCAUCUUUGUCUGGAAGUCUUUUAUGUGGUUUCAGCAGUGAUCAUGCCAUAGUGCCUUAGAGGUAUAAACACAAAAAAAUUUAACCUUAAUCAGUCAUGCUGUCAAGACUGUUAAUCAUCAAAAUGCCUUAAUGUUUUUCUCUUCUAUUUAAAGUAUAUUUUGACAUAUGUAUCUUAUAUUGAUUGUACUCUGAAGAGCAAAAUUUAAAUUGUUUAAAUAAAAUAUGAUGGAUAAAUGGGA